Messenger RNA from Prorocentrum cordatum, 986 nucleotides. The record is from the annotation of a GenBank genome assembly. Lineage: Eukaryota; Dinophyceae; Prorocentrales; Prorocentraceae.
GCAGGUCUUCCCGGUGAACACCAUCGAGAGAAUCUACAACGUUUGGUGUCUUCUAUUCGGGAUGCUGGUGUUCUCGACCCUGAUCUCAUCGCUAUCUGGGAGCGUCGCGCAGAUCAGGAUGCAGAUGCUUAAGCACAAACAGAGCAUUACGGAGCUGUCCACCUUCCUGUCGAGAAGCAACGUGAGCCCGGACUUGCGGGUGCAGGUGAUCAAGCAGUUGGACGUGAAACUGAAAUACCAGCGGCCACUGGUAUUGAGGGACGUGGAGGCCCAGCUCGAGAAGCUGCCCCUGUCCCUCCGCAACGCGCUGCAUCUGGAGCUCUGCCGGCCGCUGCUGGAGCACUACUACUUUCACUUCCUGUCCAACGGGCACGCAAUCGCUUGGGAGGAGGUGUGCGCUACCUGCGUGGAGUUCAACAUGCUCGCCAAUAAUGACACCCUCUUCACGGUGGGCGCCGAGGCGACGGGGAUGCACUUCAUACUCGGCAGUGGCAUGUUCUACCGGCUGGAUCCCGUGUUCGGCAUCCAGGGCUCCGUCUACCGGAUGGACAGCACCAGGAUCAUGAGCGUGUCCCCAGAGACUGUCAACUCGGGCGCCUGGCUCGCCGAGGCGGGCCUGUGGACGUGUUGGCGGCACACGGGCACAGCCGACGUCGAGGGCACACACACGUGCGAGGUGCUCACGCUGAUAGCGAACAAACUCCUGACGUGCUUCACCAAGCAUGCGCUAGUCAUGCAGCUCACUAGCGCGUACGCGCUGAGCUUCUACAGCUUCCUGCGGAACUCCAAGCCCCCUCUGUGCGAGUGGCCGAACGACCUGACCAUCCCCUUCGGGAACGACGAGGUCAUCGCAGCGCUGCCCCGUGCGGUCACGGUCGUCUUGGGGCAGGUUGCGGUCAAGCUCCUGCAGAACCCGUCGCACAGCCUGCUGUCGAGCUGGAUGAGUGCAGUCAGGCAGAACAAGACUGAGGAGCUGAUCCAGGAGG